CAGUCAUUCUUGAUGUUAUUGAAUAAAGAUUUCAGUUUUAUUUAUUUUAAAAGCCACAAUAAUUAUUUUGCCAGCAAAUACGUUGUAGAAGUGAAUGAUUUUACAUUAAUUCUGUUUGUUAUAAUUUCAAGAAAAUGAUGAACCGGUUAUUUAGCAAGCUAUAGUUAUGAAGCAAAGGGACCAAACUUACUUUUGCAUGUUUAAUAGCAAUAAAGUUGUUGAUAUCAUUAAGUUGUAAAAUGAACACAGUAUGUCUUAUUUGAGUGCGUCAGAAAAUGUUGGCUUCAGUGCUAUUCCACAAAAUAUAUCAGAGGCGAGCUGUGCUACACAGUAUAAGAUGGCAGUUGAGGGUGUCUCCUCGGGGAGCUGUGGUGAAGUGAAUAUGUUCCUACAUGACAACUCAGGAGAUGAACAGCCAUACAUUCAUCUCAAUGACAAUUUCUACCCCAAAUUUAAAAUUGAUCCCAACGAACUAUACACCUUCCAUGAUUCUGAUGUAAUUGCUGGAGAAAUUACUGUCAGCCACACAGAUGAUAAUUUUAUGUUUUCGGAUAGUGUUGAUAUUAAGAGUAAGCUGUUAGCAGACAGCCCAAGUAAAGAGCUCGAUCUCAUAGGUGCAUUCACAAAUGGCGAUAUCAAGGAGGAUAUCAAGAAAGAGGUGGUAUCUAAUGGGCACUAUCCACCAGUGGCCAAGCCGAUUGCAAACUAUAAAGACAGUAAGACUACUCAUACCAAAGUUUUGAAAGUUAAAAACCAGACUCAGAUGAAGGAGCCUCCUAGGUUGGAAUCAUUUAGUGAACCUCGAAGACUAAGUGUUCAUAGUCCUAAGGCGCAAUGCACUGCCACAGCCCCCUCCUCAUGUGCGAAAACCAGUAUUAAUAGUGCUAGUACUACAAAUAAUGCGAAGACUUCUUCAAAGCAGAUGAGUGUAAUGGAGACAUUCUUAGAUGUAUUUAAAAGAGAGCAAGGUUUAGUUGAGAAUGCAUCUGCCCUUAUAAAAACUGAGCCAUCUUUAGGACAGCCACUAUCUAAGGUUCCAAUGUCUCCUCCGAAGAAAUCCUCAUCUGGUAAGGGUUCUCAAGCGAAGCCGCGGCGCGGUCGAGGGCCGGCGGUUCACGAGGCGUUGCAGCGGAUACCGGCGGCGAGGCGCGCCGUCCCGCUACCGAAUGACACGUGGCACGCGCCCGGCGAGACUCUCUUCCAAUGCGGCCCGCUCGGCGAUAGACCCCUCGCAUUCCGGCAGAUCGAGAGCAGCAGCAGUGAUGAUGAUAACAUGCCAGAUUUUGCAGAAGCAGGUUGCGUGUCAGCUUGCGUGGAAGAGAGUGCUGCGGAAUCUCGCGGCGCGCGAUUGGCACUGCGUCGCGCGGCGUUGCGGCGUCACGUUGCGCGUGCGCACGACGCACUGGCCCUCGCUGCGCACCAUAAGCAUCAUCGUGCACUCGCCUCGCUACUCAAGAAACAGCUGAACAGGCCAGGAUCAUCAGGUCGUCUUCCAACACAGACUGUCAACCAUCUACUUGCAUUACGCGGCAUGCCAUCCGUAUUAACCUCGCAAGAACGUAGAAUACUAAGGCAAUCAGGCUGGUCAGGUGGGGAGGCAUCAGUCCGUGAAGGUGGCACAAUAACGUCUAGUGGUAGUUCGUGUGUAUGGGAGCGCUGUGAACAGCCAGCGUUGCCUUGCGCGCGGUACUGCCUGGCGCACGUGACUCGCGCGCCUGAACAGCGCUUAUACGCCGCCUGCGGGGCCGUCUUCGCGGGCGGGGCACGCUGUAACCAGCCCCUACUGCCACUCUCCGAUCAUACGCCUUUGUGCGCUGAACAUGCUUGGAAACGGGAUAACUACGACAAGCUAGCCCGCGACUGCAGGCCUAAGAAGGUAGCUCGCAAGCGGCCCUGUCCCCCCGUACCCCGCGGCCCGCGACGCGCCAAGCGCAGGCGCCGCCCCCCCGCGCGACUCCGCCCCCCUACUGCAGACUCGCUCACUGGUGAACAAUCACUCUCUGAGCUGAACGUGUGUUCGAACUCGUCAACGUACGAUAGUUCAGAAGAGGCGGCCAUGGGGGCGCUCAGUGAGAGCGAGUACGUUGCCGUAGCCAGCGAUUCUCAUGAGAUGGAAGUAGAAGUCGGCCAAGUACCACCGGAUGACAUACUGGAUCCUGCUGUGCUCAGUCAAAUACCAGAUGAAGCGUUCACGGAAUUUUUCAAUCAAGCGGAAGGUGGAGCAGCAUUCGCGGAGAGUUCAGAGUUAGCCGCAGCGCUUGAAGCAGUGUUAGAUGAACGAGUGUUGGAUGAGCGGGUCUUGGACGAGCGAGUGUUGGACGAGCGAACACUGGACUCCAUCGCUGAUUGCGUGUUCACGCACUCCCCGCACUCGCACUACGCUAAGAACAAGAUGCAGGUCGCCACGUCGCUACCGAUGGAGAUGUCAUCGCGCGUGCCCUCAUAACACAGUAACUUUAAACGUCUUAUUUUAAGCUAUAAUAAACUCUAUGUACUAUAAACAUUAGGAACAAAUUCGAUAUUCAUAGUCUCAAGAGGUGGGAAUAUUUUUCUUCAUGCUUUAAUUUUUGUAUGUGUGCAUGUGUAGCGUUGUGUAAGCGAAGAUAUUUGAGUGGUUCGUGAUUCGAAUGAUCAGUUUUUGUUACUUUAGAAUCAAUAUUGUGGAUGCAAGGGAAUUUCGAAUCAAAAGUUGGUUACAUAAGGUAGCAAAUCGUUUGGCGAAGUUCGUUCAAGUAGAAUUAUCAAUAGUAAAGUAUGACGUCUUAAAUAAUUCUUAUCACAAUAUUGAUUGCUAAAGUUAUUUCGUUGGCAUUAUUUAAUCCAGAGAACAAUUUUGUGUUCAAACAAGUGGCUAGAUAAACGUCUUAACAAUUGCUAAUAAGGUACAUAAUUACAUAAUUAAUAAUUGUAUUUUUUUAAAACGAACGUUAUUUAAUGAGGUAAAAAAAUGGUGAAAUAAUAAUGCCUCCAUUUCUCUUUCCGAAGGUUUAUCGUUUUUAUACACCAGUUGGCGCCACUUGCGCUUUACGUCCCGUCAUUCCUAUCUUUGACAUUCUCAAAACUAACCAAUAGUAUUCAUUUAUUUCAUCUGAUAAAACCUACUUCAAAUCGAUAACAUUUGCAACAAUAUUUCUUCUAUUAAUAUUAUUAAGGGCCGAUUUU
This is a messenger RNA of Spodoptera exigua (beet armyworm), 3162 nucleotides long. The record is from the annotation of a GenBank genome assembly. NCBI's taxonomy places the organism in Eukaryota, Metazoa, Arthropoda, Insecta, Lepidoptera, Noctuidae.